Molecule: messenger RNA, 843 nt
Organism: Tuber melanosporum (Perigord truffle)
Lineage: Eukaryota; Fungi; Ascomycota; Pezizomycetes; Pezizales; Tuberaceae
Exons: 3
Coding region: 1-318 (105 amino acids)
Source: RefSeq, a predicted model, not a curated record
AUGCUCAGCUCCACAGAACGGACUUUGGUGAAGGACAGGAAAAAAAAUACCAGCUAUCAAGAGAGAAAAAGCGAGCAUACCUCCUCCUCAUACCGGCAAUAUCUCAUUGCGCGCACAGCUUAUCUGCCCAUUCUCGACCUUACACAAAAUCGAGCAGCUCCUCCAUUCACCUUACAAAAUUUCCCGGUGGCGAAAGUCCUCGUUCCAUCAUCCUUCCAAACUCCUUCACCGGCUCAAUCCAGAAGCUCAAAGCUUAGCCGUGCCCUUUUCCUGCAUACUGUCUCUCGGCAAACAUCCCUAAAGCCAUCGCUCAAGUAGGAGCCAUCCAUUAUCCACACCCGCACUAUCAGGUCCCUCCAGCGAAGCAAAAGCUCAUCUAUUGAACUUCCCAUCGCAACCCCAACAGCACACACAAAAAUGAAUUGGACCUGCUGCCAAUGUGGCCGAAACUGCCAUUGCACUACAUGCGACUGCGGUCAUAGUCUCUGCUUGAGCUGUGUGUAUUCUCGCCGACCAAAGCCUAAAGCAUCGGGCACCCGCCGCUCACGAUUGGCCUCAAUUCUCCGGAGGUGAAGCUAAGGCUACCAUCACAACUUGACGACAACCGAUGUUUCAAUUGCCAAGGAUAAAAAUGGAGAGAAUUGGGCUAUUGUACAUACACAAGGGGUCGGAGGGACGCACAACACGAAGCUUACCGCUUGGUUUUCGUUUUCUUUGCAUAUUGGAGUUGGUCUGGGGAAGCUCUUUUGUUCAUUUCUCAGGACUUGGCUAUUUCGUUCCCCCUUUUUGUGUAUAUACCGAUCUGGCAGUCAAUUGAUUACCGAGCUCUCUAUUUCAGCGCUA